AUGAUUAUUUUAUCAUCUCUGUCUUUUCCGUAUUCUUCUUUUUCCUUUGUUUUCAUCAAUAAUUCUUUUCUUCUUUUUGGCCUCAUUCUUCUUUUUCAUCGCUUCAUAUUUUUCUUUUCUGUAUCUUCGAUCAAUUUUCUUUUAUUUCAUUUAUUCUUCCUCCUCUUCUUUUAUUCACUCAUUCUCCAUUUCUUAUUCAUUUUUCCUUUCCUUUUUCUUCUUUUCUCAUUCUAUCAUUUUUAUUUAACUAAUCUUGUUCGCCCUUUCUUUAUUUUUCUUCUGUUUCUUUUCUUAUUCUUUCAUUCCUAUUCUUAUUCUUAUUCUUUCAUUCCUAUUCUUAUUCUUAUUCUUUCAUUCUUCCUCUCUUAUUUAACGUUUUCUUCUGUCAUUAUUUUUUUCUUCUCACAUUUUUAUUACUUUUCCUUUUUCUCACAUUCUUCUGGUUUCAUUAUUUUUUCUUUCCUUAAUCUUUUUCUUCUUCUUUUUCGUCUUGUUUUACUUUUAUUUUAUUUUUUCACUCUUCUUAAAAUAAAGGCAAACCAUCCGGGAGAAGAAAACACUGAAAUCGGAUGUUUUGCGUGUUCAUGUGCAAUAAAAGGACAUUACUUGCAUCUGAACUUCGACUGGCCAUUCACUGCAACUAAUCCUUCAUCGACCAUGCCGCUGAACCCUCUCCCCUCCCUUGCCGCUGGACCCUAG
Messenger RNA from Acanthosepion pharaonis, 699 nucleotides. The record is from the annotation of a GenBank genome assembly. Lineage: Eukaryota; Metazoa; Mollusca; Cephalopoda; Sepiida; Sepiidae.